GUUUCAGCCGAUUGGCCAGCAAACUGUAAAUUCUCUGUGCUGCGUUCGGUUCGGCUCCCAUGUUUUCUGUUUUAUUAUACCAGAAAAAAAGUGAAAAGCAAAGAAAAACAUGCAGCAUGUGAGACCCAGAGUGCUUAAUAAAUAGUCUGUGCCCCGUUAACGUAAAUAGAGUCUGCAAAAAGCGCGUAGAGUGGAGCUCUGCAGUGAAUGUGAAAAAAAAGAGUUGCAAGUGAAAAUUCCAACAAAAAGAAGCAAACACACACACACACACGCUGACAAGACACUGCCGCACAUUCAGGCCGAUGUAUGUGUGUCGCUCUUUGGACGCAAUUUUGGUAGCAGGACAGGACAGUGGAGGCAAGGGAAUCUGGGCCCCGAGUGAAUGGUAGAGUGCACUUGGCGACUCGCAGACUCGACUUCCCCGAAAAACGGAGCAUUCAAAAUAGCACAAGAGAGAUGAUCAUCAUCGGACGAUGAUGAUAGCGACGACCACGACGACUCCUCUGCUAAUGAAGAUGAUGUAAACGAAGCCAAACGGCAAACUCUCCUCUUUCUUUCCACUUUUGUGCACCGAAACGAAAGCGAAACUCGAAAGCAAAAGAAAUCGAAAGAAAUACCACCCCACCACUGCCACAUAAUACAAUAUUUCUGUGAAUUGAAAUCGAAACUGCAUUCUUUACACACAAAACAGAACACACAAACAUAUACAUACAUAUAUACACAUAUCUGGGCAAUCGCCAAAACGAAUCGAAAUAUGAGAUUGUCGCGGUGCUUAUCGGUCAGUGGAAGCCGCCUGCUCCUCCUGCUCGCCGUCGCCAUCGCCCUCGCCCUGGUGCAAGCGGAGCGCGACUUUAAUGUGAACGACUCUCAGGUGCCUGUCAUUGAGCCAAAGGAUGUGCCCGCCUACAAGCAGGAUCCCUAUGUGACAGAGCUGAUGGGAUGCCAGAACCAGCAGAACGAGAUUGUGCUAUCGCUGCUGCUGAAGAAGCACGACUGGAGCGAGCUGACGGCCACCAAGAGAGCCCAUGUUCAGUCGAAAUUGGCCAAAUUCUUUGCCAUACCCAAGGAGUUCAUUUCGUUGGAUUCGGUGUCGAAGCGGGAGCUCAGGUCCAUGCACAAGCUGGCGAUGAGGAAGGGCGGCAAGGGGAACAAGAAUAUAGAGACUCUGAAUCGUCGGCUGGGACGCGCCAGUUUCAUGAUCGGCUGUGGUCCAAGCUACUUUGUCAUGGGUGAGCCGAUAGCCAAGCAGAUUGCCCACCAGGUGAAGGACGGGACCAUUGGCGCUCUGACGGAGGAGAACUUUGGUCUCUGGUUUAUUUGGCGCAAGGAAUUGAAGUCGAGAUCCCAACGCAGGCGACGUCAGUCGGAGGGUUCUGGCGCCGAUGAUGAUGACUACGAGUAUGAAGAUGAGGGAGGCGAGGAAGUUUCUGAGCCAAGCACGGAAGUGCCAGCGGUGACCACGCAUGCGCAUCGUCAUCAUCAUGGAGUGCCACAUGUAAAUGAUUUCGAGCUGAGCAGCUAUCCGCCCGUCGAAGACAAUGAAGAUGCCACAACGAUUCCAACAACGGCAGCAGCUGCUGCUGCUGCAACAAUAACAGCCAGAACGUCCUCCUCCAGCGAAAUCGAUGCUCACGUAGUAGAGUCCACAGCAACGCACCGCACAAUUAGUUCUAAGGAAGGAGAGGCCGAUGCCAUCAGCACCCCCAAUAAUAACAGCAGCGGCGGCGGCGGCAGCUUAGCCAAUAAUGAGCAGCUGUUACCAGGCUCUUCAGUGCCCCCCUCCACGGUGGCCACGACAACACGUGCCACGCCCGAGGCGACCAGCACCGUCAGCACAUUCGCGUCGACGGAUUAUGUGGAGCCACAGCCGGAGAACAGUGUACCGAUUAUCAAGACGCGUCUGCAGAAGCUGGCGGUGACCUCGGGCAAGGCUUUCACCAUGAUAGUGCCCGAGGAUACCUUCUGGGAUGCCGAAGAUCAGGGCAACCUGCGUCUGGAGCUCACCGACAAGGAUGGCCACGAGCUGAAGUCCAACUCCUGGCUGCAGUUCAAUGCUGACAAGCGGGAACUGUACGGACUACCUUUGGACGACACAGUGUCCCGUUGGCAGUAUCGUCUCUCUGCCACUGACUCGGGCAAUGCCACCGUCACGGAGACGGUGGAGAUCAGCGUGCAGCAGCAUCGUGCGGUGCGGACCAUCAACCACGAGAUCAGCGUUGUCGUGAAGAUCAACGGGAAGAGCGGCCACAACAUUGACUGGCAGCUGAAGCUGAUCAAUGCCUUGGCUCGUACCCUGGAUGAUGACAACAGCUCGGCGGUGGUGGUGCGCGAGAUCCGUCCAACGCCGCUGGACCCACACAGCGCCAUCUUCGUGUACUUCAACGAGACCCUGCCCACAAGCGAUUGCCCCGAGAAGGAGCUGAGCGAGCUUGUAAGCCGUCUGGAUGCCCAGCGUCUCAGCGAUUUGGUGCAGCCGCUGUUGGCCAUUAAGUCGAUCACUGGCCAGCUGAUUGGAUCCUGCCAGAAGGACCUGACGAAGGUGAAGCCCACCAUGCAGAUGGCCAAGAACGUGCCACCGAUGCCGCGCAACCAAGUGGAUCGAGUGAACGCCAGCGUGGGACAACUGCUGGUGUUCAAGGUGCCGCCAGACACCUUCUACGAUGCCAAUGAUAAUGACCUGACGCUCACCCUCAAGUCCAAGGAGCACAAGGAGUUGGGGACACGCCACUGGCUGCAGUUCGACUCGAAAAACCAGGAGUUCUACGGCAUCCCAAAGGGUGGCGACACCGGCUCCGAGGAGUACCUGCUGGUGGCGGAGGACAGCGGCGGUCUCAGUGCCCACGAUGCCCUCGUCGUAGUAGUUAGCCAUCCCCCCAAAAAGGAAUUUGGGGCCUUCUUCAAGGCCUACCUGUCCAUUCGCCACGAGAACUUCAAUGCAGAGCUGCAGCGCAAGUUUGUGGAGCGCAUCGCCAAGGUGAACGGUGACGCCAACACCAAUCAAAUCCAGAUCCGUUCCAUCAACAUUCACCACGACUCAGACGGCACCAUUGUGAACUUCUACAACACGUCGCUGUACAAGCACCACAACCGCUGCCCGGAGAAGGAGCUGGCGGCCACUCGCAGUGUAUAUCUGGCCGGCGACAGCCUGAGGGAUAGCGUGAAGCGGGCCAUGGGACCGGAGCUGAAUCUAACCAACUUUUCGGUGGCGCCUUUUGGCAGUUGUCAUCAUUCCGAAAACAUAGACAUCAAUCAGCACGAGCUCGUACCCACGCGCCCUGAGGAGCCCAGCCAGAAGUCCACCUUCAGCGAGGAGUACUUGGCCAAUUUCAUUCUGCCGGCUGUCAUCAUUCUGGUCAUGAUAGUGCUGGCCUCUAUCGUGGCCUGCUGCCUGCACAGGCGUCGCCACAAGAGCGGCAAAAUGGAGCUUGGCGACGAAGAAGAGCGCAAAUCCUUCCGGGCCAAGGGCAUACCCGUCAUCUUUCAGGACGAAUAUGAGGAGAAGCCCGAAAUCGGCAACAAGAGCCCCGUAAUACUCAAAGACGAGAAGCCACCGCUGCUGCCACCGUCCUACAAUACCUCAAACAUGAAUGGCGACAAUGAUGUGGAUGAGUAUGUGCCGCCGCCGGCUGUUGUUGUGGGCGGCCGGGAGGUGCGAGGGAAGUCACCGGCCACGCCCUCCUAUCGCAAGCCACCGCCAUAUGUAUCGCCAUAAAUCAGUGUCAAGAAACGGCAGCAAACGAAGCAGCAACAGAAACCGAAAGAGCAACAGCAACGGCAA
Messenger RNA from Drosophila obscura, 3778 nucleotides. RefSeq names its product dystroglycan (gene Dg). The transcript is spliced from 14 exons. NCBI's taxonomy places the organism in Eukaryota, Metazoa, Arthropoda, Insecta, Diptera, Drosophilidae. Gene Ontology annotation, cellular component: dystrophin-associated glycoprotein complex; sarcolemma; dystroglycan complex. The record is from RefSeq and is a predicted model, not a curated record. Bases 755 to 3712 code for a protein of 985 amino acids. Gene Ontology annotation, biological process: morphogenesis of an epithelium; nerve development; muscle attachment. Gene Ontology annotation, molecular function: laminin binding; calcium ion binding.